GACGUCAGAGCAUCCUUGGUCCAAUUAGAGCCCUGGUGCAUCGUGGGCAUAUAAAAAGGACUACGAGGCGCCGGACCGCUCGGAUUGCAAGGAGGUCGCGUUUUUCUUUCUGGUGCAACCCUGCGGAAAAUGUCUCUUCAGGCUGACUUUGAGAGUGCAGCAGAAAGCGUCAAGAAAUUAAAGACCAGACCGAGUGAUGAUGAGCUGAGGGAGCUCUAUGGACUCUACAAACAGUCUGUUGUGGGAGACAUUAACAUUGAAUGUCCGGGAAUGCUAGACUUGAAAGGCAAAGCCAAAUGGGAAGCUUGGAACCAAAAGAAAGGUAUGUCAAAGGAAAAUGCCAUGAAGGCUUACAUUUCAAAAGCCAAUGAGCUGAUACAGAAAUAUGGAAAGUAGAGUUCUCACAAUUAUAUUAACUCUUCAGUAGCUAACUAACAGUUUUAAGGCAAGAGCAUUACUCACUUUGCAGUUGAUGUAGAACUUUAUUGUCAGAAUUUCAACUCUAUAAAUUGUAUCUGGGCUGUAUUUGUUUAAAAUAAAUUUUUACUUACUACUGGUUUGACUGUAAACUAUCCAAUUUCUAAUAAAAUUUCACAGUUCAGGGCACUUAAAAGUUGAAAAUUGUCAGUUUUGAAAAAUGCAUCUGCAUAAUUUUUUUUUCACUGUGAUAAAAUAAUUCAAUUCUUUAA
Messenger RNA from Heteronotia binoei (common prickly gecko), 689 nucleotides. RefSeq names its product acyl-CoA binding domain containing 7 (gene ACBD7). Gene Ontology annotation, biological process: fatty acid metabolic process. The coding region runs from base 130 to 396 and encodes 88 amino acids. The transcript has 4 exons. Lineage: Eukaryota; Metazoa; Chordata; Lepidosauria; Squamata; Gekkonidae. The record is from RefSeq and is a predicted model, not a curated record. Gene Ontology annotation, molecular function: fatty-acyl-CoA binding.